Molecule: messenger RNA, 1674 nt
Organism: Penicillium verrucosum
Lineage: Eukaryota; Fungi; Ascomycota; Eurotiomycetes; Eurotiales; Aspergillaceae
Product: ankyrin repeat domain-containing protein
Exons: 1
Coding region: 1-1674 (557 amino acids)
Cellular component (GO): nucleus; cytoplasm
Source: RefSeq, a predicted model, not a curated record
AUGCCUCAGGUGGAUAACAUUACCGCUCUCGAACUAUGUGAUGCUGCUACGAACGGUUCCGUGGACCGGGUUGAGUCCCUGUUAGCCUCGGGUGUCGAUCCAAAUGUAGGAUUUGAUGAAUUGGCCUCUGCCCUCUCUGAAGUGGCAGACGACUGGGCUGGUGCUGAGAAAAGCACAUGUCCUCCAAUACUUUUCUUCGAUCACACUGAGGCACCUGCUCUUCGUCGGGCUGCGCAAGAUGGAAAUGCCAAAGCUGUCAAGAAUCGCGGCCGAGCAACACAAAUCAUGACAACUUUGCUCCAGCACGGCGCAGACCCUUAUGCAAUGUUUCGUCAGCCUAUCCAAAUCCAUCAUGGCCAACCUUUGUAUCCCGGUGACACCGAGGAUAAGGACUUUAGCGAUGAAGAGACCGAUCUUAUGAUGGUGACUAUGAACCACACUGAGAUCCUUCGAAAGGCUCUUGAAUUGGAAGAAUUACGACAACAAGGAAGGUCAGAGCCUGAGUAUGGUGAUUCUGAUUAUGAGUCCGAUUGCGAAUACGACAUGGCUCUCGCGUAUCAACCGCAGUAUCCGCGCAAGUACGGUGUAUGCAGCACUCUUCACUCGCUACUCGAGCUCGGCAAACCAGUUCGACCCGUGCUCGACUUUCUAGGCGAUAAGCUUGACUUGGAACGACGGGACCCUCAGGGACGGACGCUAUUUCUGGCCGCCUGUCGGAGCCCCAUCGGCUUAGAUGCAUCCAUCGACGGAGACUUCCACGCCCUCUCUCAGGAUAGCACUUAUCAUGGCCUCCGUGAAAACCCCUAUCCGCAACCCAACAACCCUUGGAGACAGUCUGAAACUGAAGGUUACACUCUGGUCCUCCCUGGCCCCACUCUCCUCGAGUUCUUUAUAUCCCAUGGAGCAAAUCUUCUUGCCGUCGAUAACUACGGUAGAAACGCCCUUCAUCAGCUCUUCAUAUCCUUCCACCGUGAAGCCAAGGUACAACCUCCGAUCAUUGAAGCCGGACUCAAGUAUUUGGUCGCAAACUGCCCCAGUCUAGUGAAUCAGCCCGACUAUGCCGGUUUUUAUCCACUGCAUUUUGCAAUAAGACGAAUGGGCGUAUAUAUGAAAGCUGAAGAUACUCUCAUCCCGACUGCUAUUUAUAGAUUGGAGACUGCCGUCGACGACCUCCUUGUCGGGGGUGCGGACCCGCUUGUUCGCGAUAGCCGCGGUAACACAGUUCUCCAUUACCUUGCAGCCUGCAAACUUGGCGAAAAUGAUAAGAUUGGAAUGGGCAACGAACAAAGACGUCUCCUUCGGGUAUUCCUCUCCCGCGGGGUUGAUCCGAAGGUGCGAAACCAAGACGGCAAUUCAGCGCUGGAGCUCUUUUUCAGGACAGGUCCCGUCCCAAUGAUGAAGGAGGCGGCUUGCUAUGAUGCUGUUGGGGAAGAAAUUAUUGGCGCUUUUGAGCAGGCGGGCUGUGAUCUAAUGGAGACCACUCCGGAUGGACAGACGCUGUUGCAUUUGGUCGCUGCGCUGGUUUCCGUUCGGGCGUUUCCAUGGUUUAAAAUCCUUCAGGGUAAGGGGCUUGAUCCCAUGGCUCGAGACAAGGAAGGGAAUACCCCAAUCGACAUCGCAAUGGGGAAUGAAAAAUUAGCAAAGCACUUUCGAAAAGAACAAGCGGAGAUAUAA